Aphanomyces astaci is the source of this 1278-nucleotide messenger RNA. RefSeq lists its product as hypothetical. NCBI's taxonomy places the organism in Eukaryota, Oomycota, Saprolegniomycetes, Saprolegniales, Verrucalvaceae. The record is from RefSeq and is a predicted model, not a curated record. Gene Ontology annotation, molecular function: metal ion binding. The transcript is spliced from 3 exons. Bases 64 to 1185 code for a protein of 373 amino acids.
GAAGAAUCGUUGAAUAUCCGGUCUGUGCAACCACUCGAUAGCUUUGACGACGGCGGUGUGGCGAUGUGGGGCAACAACAACCGCAACACCUCGAGGAACACCAACACGAACAAGCCACCAUGCAAAUUCUACGCCCAAGGAACAUGUCGGAACGGCAAUAGCUGCCGCUUUUCCCAUGACAAUGGGAACAACUACCAGUCGUCCCAGCGAAACAACAGUGGCAGCAAUUACCAUCAACAAUCCACUACGUCUAGUAACCCGUUUGCCCAGCCAUCAGGCCCGUCGUCAUCGUCGGGGAAUCCCUUUGGCCAGACGACGAGUGGCAACCCUUUUGCGUCCACCACAGCAUCCUUUGGCACUUCUCCCUUCGGGAAUGCCGCGGCGCCGUCGUCGUCGCCCUUUGCGCAAACUUCGUCGGGCAACCCUUUCCAAAGCACAUCUUCCGCCCCAGCCUCGACUCCGUUCGGUUCGUCUCCAUUCGGCGCUCCGCCCGCCGCAUCAAGUGCGUUCGGAGCGUCACCUUUUGGCACAACUGUUGCCCCAUCCAGUUCUCCUUUUGGCAAUCCACAGACUGCAGCAUCCCCAUUUGGAGGAGGAACUCCGUCACCUUUUGGCAGUUCACCACAAGCGACCUCCCCUUUUGGCACUCCAGCGUCAACCAGUUCACCAUUUGGCACAACAGCUCCAUCUAGCUCCCCUUUUGGCACAACUGCUCCUUCAACUUCUCCUUUUGGCACCGCGCCGCAACCCACUGCUUUUGGCACAACCUCCCCUUUUGGCAAUGCUCCAACCACCUCCCCUUUUGGCAAUGCUCCAACCAACUCCCCUUUUGGCAAUGCUCCAACCACCUCCCCUUUUGGCAAUACUCCAGCCACAACCAACACCCCCUUUGGAAACACUACGGCUUCAAGUACCCCAUUUGGGUCGAAUACAACCACUUUUGGGUCUACGACAUUUGGCAACACCUCUGCAUUUGGCAAUUCGUCAAAACCAGCACCUGCUUCCAGCGUCAUGUUGCCGUCCGACUUGAAGCACAUGGCAUCCACCGGCAAUGGUGGUGACGCCAAGCGCGUCAUUCCAGCAGAUCCACGAGACCCCACUUGGAUCCGUGCGCAGUUCGAAGCCCCGGCCUUUGUCUACGGCUGUGUACCCACCGAAUCGCCCCCGGUGGAGUUUUGUCGUUAACAACGAACCCAACGAUUUGUAACUUAUGUAGUACUUUAAGAAUGUCUCUGUAGUACUAUUAAUAAUACUACUAUCAAUAGUAUUGCCCUUUUU